CGUCACCAGCCUCUCAGCCCCCCCGUCACGUGGUCCACUGGCCCAAGAUGGCGGACGCUCGCAGUGUUGAUGCCUGAUGGAAAGGAGGCUUGGAGUUGAAGGCACCGAGCAUUGUGAGACUUCCAAUCCAGCAUGAACAAAAUCCCUGGGCUGUAUGAAGAUCCAGUGGUUGUCGCUAAACGGCAGGAACAGCAGUACUACCUCCUCUCGCAGCUGCAGAAUCUAGUCAAAGACUUGUCAAGCUCGUGUCAGCAGCGAUUGUCGUAUGACAUACUGAGCAACCUGGCCUUGGCCUUGAUCGAUGGUACUGUCUUUGAGAUCGUGCAGGGUUUGCUUGAGAUUCAACAUCUGACUGAGAAGAAUCUGUACAACCAACGCCUGAAGCUGCACAGUGAGCACAGAGCCCUGAAACAGGAGCUCUUGAGAAGACACAAGGAGGCAAUUCAGGGCUGCAAGGCUCACAAUCUAACUGUUCUACGAGCAACACAGCAAAGGGAGCUGGAGACCUUGGAGCAGAGGGUUAAGGAUGAACAAAGGAUGAUGGAUGCGAAGAUAGUCUUGGAGUUGGAUCAGAAAGUGAUUGAUCAACAAAACACACUGGAGAAAGCUGGAGUUCCAGGAUUUUAUAUUACCACAAAUCCUCAGGAGCUGACUUUACAGAUGAAUUUGCUGGAACUGAUCCUAAAAAUGCAACAGAAAGCAUCGGAGUCGAGGAUGUGCUGAUCUGGUGUCGGCUUCCAUUUGGAUAAGAUCCAAGUUAGGCUUCAAUUUGAAUAAGGCCUAAGGCGGGCAAGUUUCACCGCAAACCUUCCAGCGCCCAUUGGGUUUGAAAUGGCUGGAGCCAAGGCCUUUACUAUCCACAGUGCAAUGCCGCUUGACCUGGAGGUCCUGAGAUGGAGAGGGAGAGGAUGUCUAUCUUCUGUCCUGAGAUGAAUCCGGGAUGGCUCAGCAACAAUGUUUUCUGUAUGUUUAAAUGCCUCCUGCAUGUUAUGGUAACUCCUGCUAUUGUGCAUGAGCCUCCAAUGCUGAUUUGUAAAACAGAUUAGAGUCAUCCCCAUUCUACAAUCGCCACAAGUUCAAACCACCAGAUCAUCACUGUUGUUUAUCCAGCGUUACUUUUAUAAGUGGUACGUCUAGCGUAGACAGUUUGCCGCACUUUGUAAACGGUUCGUUGUUGUUCUCGGUGAGGCUUCUCAUAAGUUCGAAGAAAGACAC
This is a messenger RNA of Amblyraja radiata (thorny skate), 1215 nucleotides long. It is a transcript of the gene dgcr6, whose product is annotated as DiGeorge syndrome critical region gene 6. The record is from RefSeq and is a predicted model, not a curated record. The transcript has 6 exons. NCBI's taxonomy places the organism in Eukaryota, Metazoa, Chordata, Chondrichthyes, Rajiformes, Rajidae. The coding region runs from base 133 to 723 and encodes 196 amino acids.